Lasiosphaeria miniovina is the source of this 768-nucleotide messenger RNA. Its product is annotated as glycosyl hydrolases family 11-domain-containing protein. The transcript has a single exon. Bases 1 to 768 code for a protein of 255 amino acids. The record is from RefSeq and is a predicted model, not a curated record. NCBI's taxonomy places the organism in Eukaryota, Fungi, Ascomycota, Sordariomycetes, Sordariales, Lasiosphaeriaceae. Gene Ontology annotation, molecular function: hydrolase activity, hydrolyzing O-glycosyl compounds. Gene Ontology annotation, biological process: xylan catabolic process.
AUGCUCAAGUCUCUCCUCAUCGUCGCCGCGGCGGCCCUGGCUGCGGCCGUCCCGCUCGACGAGGAGCUGUUCGGACGGUCGGUGGACAUGGGCAGCCAGCUCCACUCCGACGGCAUCGAGGGCCGGUCGGCGGCGGCGGGCUCGCCCGAGGGCAACGGGUUCCACAGCGGCUACUUCUACUCGUUCUGGUCCGACGGGCAGGGCAGCGUGACGUACAACAACCUGGCCAACGGGUCGUACGAUGCCAAGUGGAGCAACGUGGGCAACUGGGUGGGCGGGAAGGGCUGGAACCCCGGCGGAGCCAAGACGAUCCAGUACAACGGCACGUGGAAGGCGGCCAACGUCAACUCGUACCUGGCCCUAUACGGCUGGACCAAGAACCCGCUCAUCGAGUACUACAUUGUCGAGAGCUACGGGUCCUACAACCCCAGCAGCGGCGCGUCCAAGAAGGGCACCGUCACCAGCGACGGCGGCACCUACGACAUCUACCAGACCCAGCGCGUCAACCAGCCCUCCAUCGUCGGCCGCGCCACCUUUACGCAAUUCUGGUCCGUCCGCACCAGCAAGCGCGUCGGCGGCCAGAUCUCGACCGGCACCCACUUCGAUGCCUGGACCAAGAGCGGCCUCAAGCUCGGCGCCCACGACUACAUGAUCCUAGCCACCGAGGGCUACCAGAGCAGCGGGUCGUCGGCCAUUACUGUCAGCGAGGUCGGCGUCACUGGGGUGCCGUACCCCAACGAGCCCGACUCGAGGAAACCAAACAACUAG